AUGGACCCAAUCAAGUUCGUCUUCAAAAAGCCCGUAGUAACAGGACGGGUUGCGCGGUGGCAAAUGUUGUUGACUGAAUAUGAUAUCACCUAUAUGACUCGAAAAGCUAUUAAAGGAAGCAUCAUUGUUAAGUAUCUGGCAGAUAAAUCUAUGGACGAUUACCAGCCUAUGGAGUUUGACUUCCCAAAUAAGGAUAUUGAUUCGAUAAGCCAAGAAGAAGAAGAUUACGAAGGAUGGACGAUGUUAUUUGAUGGGGUGGUCAAUAUGUGGGGACAUGGAAUAGCACCCAUACUCAUAUCACCAGAAAGAAGACAUUAUCCGAUUGUAGCCAAGCUGACUUUUCCUUGCACCAAUAACAUAGCGAAAUACGAAGCAUGUAUAUUGGGUUUACAAGCUGCCAUAGACCGAGAUAUCAAAGAAUUAGUCGUGAAGGGAGACUCAGCCUUGGUCGUUCAUCAAGUGACAGGAGAAUGGGAAACCUGGAUUCCAAAUUAG
Messenger RNA from Malania oleifera, 495 nucleotides. RefSeq lists its product as uncharacterized. Bases 1 to 495 code for a protein of 164 amino acids. The record is from RefSeq and is a predicted model, not a curated record. The transcript has a single exon. Gene Ontology annotation, molecular function: RNA-DNA hybrid ribonuclease activity; nucleic acid binding. Lineage: Eukaryota; Viridiplantae; Streptophyta; Magnoliopsida; Santalales; Ximeniaceae.